UUUUUUUUUUUCUUGUUGUCGAUUUAUUUGCAAAUAACCGGAAAAUCUUGUUCACUUUUUCCUGGGGUGGGCUUUUGUCAGACCACAAUUAUGAGACCGGAUUUCGACAGCUCUCGCGAUUCCCCAGGUGGAAUUUUUUUCCGAUUUCGAUUUCAGCAAAAAUUGACGAAGUUAUCGCCGAAAAACUGGAUUAGAGAGACCAUUUUGUUCACUUUUUCCCUCCGACAUUCAACCAUAGAGCUUCAAAAAGACCACGGCAAUCGAUUCCUCUCGAAAUUCCCCAGAUGGAAUUUUUUUCCGAUUUUCCGAAAAAAAUCUGGUUCGCGAGAUAUUCGGCAUUUUGUUUUGCCGAUGGGCGGCGAUUUGUUCCUGCCACGCACGCACACACGCACGCACACAUAGCGCUUGUGCGAGGGUGUGCCCUCGCCCAUACGCCCUACUGCGGCACUCAGCACCCGCAGCAGUCAUGGACACGAAGAAGAAACGUGGCAGACCACCAAAGCGAGGCAGGUUCAAAGGCAAAUUUCAGAGCCAUGAACCAGCUGUCGCUGCUCCCGAGCCAUUGGACGACAGCACAUCUUCUCCGAUGGAAGUCGUUGACGAACCACACGACGACCACGACGAAGCCUGGUGCGACGAAGACGCCGGUGCCGCCUCGGGUGGAAGUCAGGCCACACUGUCUUUCGGGUCCGCUGCUGCUCUCGGUGAGUCUCCAGCAGCUUGCGCCGCACUGUCUUGGGUUCGCGAGGUUGCGCCGCCUCGGCGUGCGGAGGGACCUUGUCGGCAGACUCUCAGCCGUCGCAGACAGGUUGCGCUAGGGGCUGCGAAACGUCAGAUGGCGAGCUAUAUGGCCGGCUGGCUGACGCGUGGAGCGGAGCAGCAGUCACAGCAGUCAUUACCUCAAAGUUCGGAGACGCAACGUGCGGCGGAACCACUGCUUGAAGAGGACGACAGCAGUGCGGUGCCUGCUGCUGCGUGCACCGCUGAGCCAGGCAGCGACGGCGGCCGCGAUAGCAACAGCGAUAGCUGCAGCGAAACCGACAUGCUUGUUGAAGAUGGUGUGGAUCUACCAUUGCAGGAGUGGGUCGGUGAGGGCGAGCAAGCAGAAGCGCAAGGAGCUGUGGAGGAACACUGCGACGAUGGGUACUUUUCGUGCGGAGGGUUUCUCGACGGACACGACUACCCGUCUGACCGGAGCGAUGGUUCGCUCGACAGCGACCGAGACAGCGACCAAGACAGCGACGCCGGGCGCGACGGCGACGUUGAGCCCCGGGGUAGCAGUGCAGCAGCAGCGAUGGGGAACAGGCGGGAACAGGGCGAUUGCGGGUUCGGUGGCGAUGUUGAACUUGGAGGAGCAAGCGGAGCACCAGCUAUCGGCGGCUGCAGUGCAGCCGCCAAAACCGCCGCCGCCGCCACAACCCGACAACCGGCCACCGCUGUUCGACGGAGCUCGAGGGAAACGUCCAGGAAGGAGUAUUUUCCCCCAAGACGCGCCAGCGCUGACCGCGUCGGGGGAAGUGGGUCCGGGCGGGGAGUGCGCAAGCUGCUGCGGGAUGAGGUCCAGAACCCGCUGUUGAGGUUGAAACGCGAGACUGCCAAAGCUAAGCGUGUACACCGAAAGGCGAGAGUCCGGCUAGUAGGACAGUUGUGGACGAAGCAGCAGCUUGCACGCCAAGCGAGGAGGACACGCAAGCAUUGCUCGGAGCGCAAGGAGGAGCUUGUCAGGAUAUUCCGCCAGGCGCUGGACAAAAUAGACCAGGCCGGCAACGACUACACGAGCCUGGUGGAGAAACCGGACACGAUGCUGGCGCGAGUUCGUGCUGUUCGUGUCUGUCGGGUGAUCGGGGCCGUCCGGACGUACCUUACCAUGGAGAUAAACGAGGGGGUGAAGAAGCUAGCGCACAGCCGCGCCGUCGGGGAGGCCGUGGGUGUCCACGCCCGGACCGUCCGGAAGUGGGUGACGGAUUUCUGCAAGGACGGCAAGUUCGUUGUUCCCCAUCGAGAGUACGUGAAGCGGCAGCCCUUCUGCUAUAUCGACGACGAGGAUAUCAGAGAACAGUGCCGGGAAUACGUCGACGAGCGGAUUUACCGUCGGAAGAAGGGGCAACCUCGCUUUCGGGUCGCCGACUUUCAAAGGUGGGUAAACACCGUGUGCCUUAAGGAGGAGUUCGCCGGCGGUGGGGGCAUUUGCCGCAGCACAGCGCACGUCUGGAUCGCCCAGCUCGGAUUCAGGUGGCGGCGACACGGCAAGUGCGUGUACGUCGACGGCCACAACCGACCGGACGUUGUACAAGCAAGGAGGUUGUACACGGAGAAGAUGUUCGUCAUGCGUCGCUUGAUGUCCAUCCCGGAAAAAGUCGAAACCGUGGUGAUGGUGAAGGUCCGCGACGCGCGUGAUCGGGAGAAGACGUCAACGGACGACAGACGAGACGACAACAUCACCGCUGCGGUCGCUUGUGCGGAGCCGGUGCUCUGGCCGGCAGUACGAACGAUGCCCGACGGCGGGGUGGACUUCAAGCACGUUCUCGUCUACGGCGACAAGUUCACGGAGGCAACGGGCCACGACCGCUGCUGCACCCGUGUCUCUGUCGACGCGGGCGACCUGGAGAUGACCGGUCGGGGGGGGCACUACACCCUGGUGCCUGAUCGUGAAGUGCAGGAGUGCUACAAGGCGGAGAGGGUCAAGGAAGAGGCGCUCUUCUGGCCGGCGAAGCGUGUGGUGGCUGGCAAGGAGGAGUACAAGCACGUUCGCGUCCGCGACGGAGAGCAAUUGCGCGGGAGGAACUGCAAGCGUGUGGGAGAGUUCAACUGGAUCUCUGCCGACUGCGACUGCCACGACUGCAAGCGAACCCCAUUCGUCGACUCCUCGCGGGUGCCGUUCAACCGGCGCGACUUGUCCGCAAGUGACGGGCAAGGAGACUUCUGCCUACUCCCUGAUCACGAGGUGUUGGCCCUUUACUUCCACGACGAAACGACGGCGAAGGAGAACGACGAUGGCGGCUGCCAGUGGAUGGAUGGUCAAAAAGGAGCCGCCAUCAAGAAGAAGGGGGAAGGGCGGGCCGUGCACGUGUCUGACAUCAUCGGCGUGGACAGAGGCGUUGCGGUGAUCGGGAAGGAGGCCUGGGGCAUGAUGCAGGAAGACAAGAGCGUCGGGUACGCUCCGGCGGUUGAAGUCAUCGCGCAAGGGCCCGCUACCGGGGACGGGGACGUGCCUGAGUGUUUCGUAGUCCGUCAACGCUACGAGCGAUCUGGGAUCUACUUCGGCAGGAAGGAGGGCGACGGGGAGGAUGGCCACGCCGUCAAGUUCGUACAGGAUGCGGUGGAGUUGUUGAAAGCGAUGCCAGCUGACUGCGGAGUGACCAAAACCAAGAACGACCCGCGCACCGGGGCGGUUAUCAUGACCGUGGGGCAAAACUCGGACGGGUACUGGACCAACGACAGAAUGUGCAAGCAGAUUCCGGGGUUGAUCGCCAUCCACGAGCUGACGAGUGAGCCCCACCGCCCAAUGGUGAUGGUCUUCGACAACUCCACGGGGCACGCCGCGUACGAGGAAGGCGCACUGGUGGCUAGCCACAUCCAAAAGAAGCCGGGCGGGGGGCAGGUCAUUCUUGACGAUUUCCUCGACGAUCAGGGGAACCUUGUUCACGCCACAUUUCGCGAGGGCGAUACGGUUCUUUUGGACACGCACGUCUACGCCGCAUAGACGCCCGAGCAGCUGGAGGAGGAAGAGAGGGAGGCGGCGAAAAAUGAUCCAAAAUACAAGAGGCCCAAGUUCGGCAGC
Ectocarpus sp. CCAP 1310/34 is the source of this 3781-nucleotide messenger RNA. The record is from the annotation of a GenBank genome assembly. NCBI's taxonomy places the organism in Eukaryota, Phaeophyceae, Ectocarpales, Ectocarpaceae.